Messenger RNA from Sphaeramia orbicularis (orbiculate cardinalfish), 1922 nucleotides. It is a transcript of the gene tfb1m, whose product is annotated as transcription factor B1, mitochondrial. Bases 59 to 1084 code for a protein of 341 amino acids. Gene Ontology annotation, biological process: rRNA methylation; transcription initiation at mitochondrial promoter. NCBI's taxonomy places the organism in Eukaryota, Metazoa, Chordata, Actinopteri, Kurtiformes, Apogonidae. Gene Ontology annotation, cellular component: mitochondrial matrix. The transcript has 8 exons. The record is from RefSeq and is a predicted model, not a curated record. Gene Ontology annotation, molecular function: rRNA (adenine-N6,N6-)-dimethyltransferase activity; mitochondrial transcription factor activity.
GACGAUUACGGAAGUGUGUGAGGAUAACACUACCGGUGAGAAACUCCACACUUGAAGGAUGGCUGCUUCAGGGAAACUGGCAUCUUUCCGCCUCCCACCUUUACCUACUGUGAGUGAGCUGAUAAAGCUGUACAACCUGCGAGCAGAGAAACAACUCUCUCAGAACUUUCUACUGGAUUUGAGGCUCACAGACAAAAUAGUCCGUCAAGCAGGCAAUUUGAAGAAUGCCCAUGUUUGUGAAGUAGGUCCGGGUCCUGGAGGCCUGACUCGUUCCAUCCUUAAUGCUGGAGCAGCGGACUUGCUGGUAGUGGAGAAGGAUACACGCUUCAUCCCCGGGCUAAAGUUGUUGUCUGAAGCAGCACCAGGAAAAUUAAGGAUUGUCCAUGGUGACAUACUGACCUACAGAAUGGACAGAGGAUUUCCAAGAACUGUCUCCAAACCAUGGGAGGAAGAUCCUCCAAAUGUUCACAUCAUAGGAAAUCUUCCAUUCAAUGUUUCAACACCUCUUAUGGUCAAGUGGUUGGAGAACAUAGCCAACAGAACUGGACCCUUUGUCUAUGGACGCACACGACUCACACUCACUUUCCAGAAGGAAGUGGCAGAGCGGUUAACAGCCAGCACCGGCAGCAGACAGAGGAGCCGUUUGUCCAUCAUGGCUCAGUAUCUCUGCACAGUCCACAACUGCUUCACCAUCCCUGGACGAGCCUUUGUCCCCAAACCAGAGGUGGACGUCGGAGUGGUCCACUUCACCCCUUUGAUUCAGCCUCAAAUCCAGCAGCCCUUCAAGAUGGUGGAGAAGGUCGUCAGGAAUAUUUUCCAGUUCCGCAGGAAGUACUGCUAUAAAGGAGUAGAAAAGUUGUUCCCCGAGGCCCGUCGUGCUGAGCUGACAGAGGAAAUGAUGCAGAAGGCUGAUGUGGACCCCACUCUUCGCCCCACAGAGCUCACCAUUCCACAGUUCAGGGCGUUGAGCGAUGCCUACGCUCAUCUGUGCAACCGCGAUCCCGAUCUACUCAGCUACGAACACAGAGAGGAGCUCAGGCUCAGUCACCUCGCUAGACCAAAUGGUAACACACCACACUCAUAGCAACCCAGUGUGUGUGUUUUUUCACCUUGGCCGAAAAAAGCACAGAAACCCACUAAUAGCCUCUGUUAGCAGAGAGAGACAACAGACUGCUCUUAGCUUUGACAUUUUCCACCUGGCAUAAGCAUGCAUUUUUAAAGCGUUUUUCCCUCUCACCCGGGGAGAAAUAGGUAACGCGGUAUACAUGAAAUCCCGGGACAGAUAAAGGAUCUUCAGUAGUGUGGGUUUGAUCCGCUCCAGGACCUUUUAGCAAAAAGACACAAUAGAAGUUGUGUGCUUGUGAAAGAAUGAAUAAAACGCAUGAAUCACCCACAGAAACUGUUAAAGAGAGAGAACUGUUGAAUAAUACCUCAGCAUAUAGUACAUCCUCUAUGUCCCAAUUUUUACUCUAGAUCCAAUUCAAAUAGCACUUUGUCUUGUGGGAUCUGAAAGAACUGUCAGGGUAUAUUCAGGGUGAUUUGGCCAACAGGAAUAGCAUGGCAGAACUGCAUCCAGACCAUUUUUUCUCUCUACUUUGUAAUGCUUAUUCACUUGGGAAACAGUUUAAAAGAAGAGGAGGAAGGAAAAUGGUGGGAAUUUUUCUGCUCAAAAAAAUACCGCAAUUGGAAUUCACUAGUGAUACAUUUUGUUACCUUUACUUUGUGUUUUUCGUGUCUAUAUUUUUUAUAAUAUUUAUACACUUGAUACAGAAUAUCAUUGUUUGUCCAAUCGAUUGAAUUUUUUUAAGUGUAAAUAUUAUUGCUGGUGCUUGUCUUACAUUGUACAGUAUGGAAAGUGAAGUAUUAUUUUAAAGAUACAUUACUUGGGUUUGAUAUCAAUAAAAUUGCUCUUAAAUGUGAAA